AUGAUCGCCGACCUGUCAGCAGACACAGCCGGCAGCCAGGGCGCGCCCGGCGAGAAGGGUGACCCGGGCCUGGAGUGCUCGGCCUCCCCGGACUACUUGACCGGCAUUCUGCUGGUGCGUCACAGCCAGACUUCGAGCGUGCCGCGCUGCGAGCCCGGCCACAUCCGACUCUGGGACGGCUACUCGCUGCUCUACAUCGAAGGCAACGAGAAGGCACACCACCAGGACCUCGGCUUUGCCGGUUCCUGUGUGAAACGCUUCAGUACCAUGCCGUUCAUGUUCUGCGAUAUGAACAACGUCUGUAACUACGCCAGCCGCAACGACAAGUCCUACUGGCUGUCUACCAACGCGCCCAUCCCGAUGAUGCCUGUGUCCAACACUGCCAUUCGCGAGUACAUCUCCAGAUGCGUGGUGUGCGAGGCGUGUCGGCAAUGCGUGGUGUGCGAGACGUGUCGGCAAUGCGUGGUGUACGAGGCGUGUCAGCAAUGUGUGGUGUGCGAAGCGCCCUCUAACGUCAUGGCCGGCGGCGGCCAGUCGCUCUCCUCGCCCGGCUCCUGCCUGGAGGACUUCCGUGCACGCCCUUCAAUCGAGUGCAGCGGCGCGCGCGGCUCUUGCCACUACUUCGCCAACAAGUUCUCCUUCUGGCUGGCUACCAUCGACGACGACGAGCAGUUUGGCCGGCCGCGCAGCGCCACGCUCAAGGUGUGCAUCCGCGGCGCCUGA
Molecule: messenger RNA, 723 nt
Organism: Pollicipes pollicipes
Lineage: Eukaryota; Metazoa; Arthropoda; Thecostraca; Pollicipedomorpha; Pollicipedidae
Product: collagen alpha-2(IV) chain-like
Exons: 9
Coding region: 1-723 (240 amino acids)
Cellular component (GO): collagen trimer
Molecular function (GO): extracellular matrix structural constituent
Source: RefSeq, a predicted model, not a curated record